AGCCCUGGAGAUACUCUAGAACCAGGAGCAAGUUGGCCACGGCGGUGGUCUCGGGAGCCACGGGAGGGCAGGGCUGGGUCGGGGGAGGGCAGUGUGGCGUCAGGAUCUGGGCGGCCCCUCGGCGGCCCCGUCUGUCUGGCCCAUCCUCUCCAGCCCAGCUCGGGCUCCGGCGCCCCAGCUCCGGCCGUGCGCUCUCGUGGGUCACGGGGAGAGCCCCGCGAGCCCCGCACCACUCGCACCCGGGCAGCAGGGCCGCGGGAGGGGCCGCCACACCGGCUGGGCGAGGGCUGCCGCGCCGCGUCCGGGAAGGCAAGAGUUGACAGCUGGAGCCGGCUGCGGGAAGGUUCGCGCUGGGACGCGGGGCUCUGCCGUGGGCUGAGAAGACCGACUUACCCUCUGAAAAAGAAACCCAAGAAGCUGUUCUACUGGGCUCUCUUUGUGAUCACCCUUAACAGGAGAAGAAGGAUGGCCAAAGAAAAGGGCCUAAUCAGCCCAGAAAACUUUGCUCAGCUGCAAAAGUACAUGGAGUACUCCUCCAGAAAGGUCAGUGAUGUCCUGAAGCACUUUGAUGAGGGUGGUCAGAUGAACACAUAUUGCGAAGGAGAUGCCAUUGGUUACCUGGGAUUUGAGCAAUUCCUGAAGCUCUAUCUGGAAGUGGAAGAAGUUCCCCAUCACCUAUGCUGGGCUCUGUUUCGUUCCUUUGUCACUAGUCAGAGCUCCGAGGAUACUGAGCUAAAAGACAAUGUGAUCUGUCUCAGUGAUGUCUCCUGCUACUUUUCCCUCCUGGAGGGUGGCCGGCCAGAAGACAAGCUAGAAUUCACCUUCAACCUGUAUGACAUGGACAGAAAUGGGAUCCUGGACAGCUCAGAAGUAGAAAAAAUUAUCCUUCAGAUGAUGCGUGUGGCCGAGUACCUCGACUGGGAUGUGUCCGAGCUAAGGCCGAUUCUUCAGGAGAUGAUGAGCGAGGUUGACUACGAUGGCAGUGGUUCUGUCUCUCUAGCUGAGUGGGUCCGGGCUGGGGCUACCACAGUGCCACUGCUCGUGCUUCUGGGGAUGGAUAUGACCAUGAAGGAUGACGGGCAGCAUAUAUGGAGACCCAGGAGAUUCCCCAAACCAGUCUACUGCAACCUAUGCGAGUUGAGCAUCGGCCUCGGCAAACAGUGCCUGAGCUGUAACCUUUGUAAGUACAUUGUUCAUGACCGCUGUGCCAUGAAGGCCCUGCCUUGUGACGUCAGCACCUAUGCCAAGUCUCGGAAAGACAUUGGUAUCCAGUCACAUGUGUGGGUUCGAGGAGGCUGUGAUUCUGGGCGCUGUGACCGAUGCCAGAAGAAGAUCCGGAUCUACCACAGCUUAACAGGACUGCACUGCGUGUGGUGCCACCUGGAGAUCCAUGAUGAAUGUCUGCAGGCCGUGGGUCCUGAGUGUGACUGUGGACUGCUCCGUGAUCAUAUCCUGCCUCCAUCUUCCAUCUACCCCAGGUUCCUGGCAUCUGGACAAGAGCGUAAACUGAAGACCACAGAUGACACAAACUUGUGCAUCCCCGAGGCUUUUCGGAUUGACCCUGUUCCUAACAGCCACCCACUUCUAGUGUUUGUCAAUCUUAAGAGUGGAGGGAAGCAGGGACAGAGGGUGCUCUGGAAAUUCCAGUAUUUGCUAAAUCCUCGGCAGGUGUUCAACCUGAAGGAUGGUCCGGAGCAAGGGCUCAGAUUUUUCAAAGAUGUUCCUCAAUUCCGGGUAUUGGUGUGUGGUGGAGACGGCACCGUAGGCUGGAUUCUAGAGUCCAUUGACAGAGCCAAGUUGCCCACUGUGCCUCCUGUUGCCGUGUUGCCCCUGGGCACUGGAAAUGAUCUGGCUCGUUGCCUAAGAUGGGGAAGAGGUUAUGACGGUGAGAAUUUGGGAAAGAUUCUCAAGGAUAUAGAGAUAAGUAAGGUGACAUAUCUCGACCGAUGGUCUCUGGAAGUGAUACCCCAGCAAAAUGAAGAAAAGAGUGAUCCAAUCCCCUCUCAAAUCAUCAAUAACUACUUCUCCAUUGGCGUGGAUGCUUCAAUCGCUCACCGAUUUCACAUCAUGCGAGAGAAAUAUCCUGAGAAGUUCAAUAGCAGAAUGAAAAACAAGCUGUGGUAUUUGGAGUUUGCGACAUCUGAAUCCAUUUUCUCAACAUGCAAAAAGCUGGAAGAGUCUUUGACAGUUGAGAUCUGCGGGAAGCCGCUGGAUCUGAGCAACCUGUCCCUGGAAGGCAUCGCAGUACUGAACAUCCCGAGCAUGCAUGGCGGCUCCAACCUCUGGGGCGACACCAAGAGGCCUCCUGGGAGCACCUGUGAGAUCAACCAGGCCUUGGGCAGCACGGCCAAAAUAAUUACAGACCCCGAUAUCUUGAAAACCUGUGUCCCAGACAUGAGUGACAAGCGGCUCGAAGUGGUAGGAAUAGAAGGUGUGAUUGAGAUGGGCCAGAUCUAUACCAGGCUCAAGAGUGCAGGACAUCGGUUGGCCAAGUGCUCUGAGAUCACAUUCCAGACCACAAAAACCCUCCCUAUGCAAAUUGAUGGGGAGCCCUGGGUGCAGGCGCCCUGUACUAUCAAGAUUACCCAUAAGAACCAGAUGCCUAUGCUCAUGGGUCCAGUCUCCAGCUCCUGCAAUUUCUUUGGCUUUUGGAGCUGAGUGUACCCUCUGCCUUGAGUCCACCUCCGUGUUCCUGGAGCUCUCCCUCUAGGCUCUGCACAUCGGUGCCACACUUUCCUGCCAGCCCAGAAGGAUGCUCCAUUACUUUCACAGUAUUUAUUAUCCUGCAUCCAGCUCACACACAUACAUUCAUACACAGGCAACAAUGCAUAGCAUUGAAAGUGCCUCACCUAAUAAACUGAUACUUUCCUUCA
Molecule: messenger RNA, 2873 nt
Organism: Meriones unguiculatus (Mongolian gerbil)
Lineage: Eukaryota; Metazoa; Chordata; Mammalia; Rodentia; Muridae
Gene: Dgka
Product: diacylglycerol kinase alpha
Exons: 24
Coding region: 466-2658 (730 amino acids)
Biological process (GO): diacylglycerol metabolic process; lipid phosphorylation; intracellular signal transduction
Cellular component (GO): plasma membrane
Molecular function (GO): ATP-dependent diacylglycerol kinase activity; calcium ion binding
Source: RefSeq, a predicted model, not a curated record